AUGGACCAGCAGAAGGAGGAGGCGGCGGGAUGUGCGGCGUGCAAUCGCAUGCACCGCAGAUGCCCGCCGAAUUGUAUAUUCGCGCCGUAUUUUCCGGUGACGAGCCGGUCGUUCGACUACGUCUAUCACGUCUACGGGUGCAGCAAUGUCGGGAAGAUUCUACAGAGCUUACCGGUCGAACAGCGGAAGAGGGCGGCGGAGUCGCUGGUGUUCGAAGCGGAGGCUCGCAUCCGUCAUCCUGUGCUUGGAUGCGUCGGCUACAUUUAUCUACUACAGCAGCACCUCGCUCAGAUCGACCGCGACAUUCAAGAGGCCGAGACCCAGAUUUCCGCCGCUGGACCGCCGGCAAUGUCACCACCGCUAGAGCAGCAUUAUUGGCACCCGAUGCCUCAGUUGACGGCGAUGGCGGCGCCGCCAUAUCAUGAGCAGCCAGAAGAUUUGCUGCUGGUUACAGGCGCCGCCACUUAUCCAUCGAUUCCUAAGACAGCCGAUUCCGCAGAUGCCUCUGCCUCCACAAGAUGA
Zingiber officinale is the source of this 522-nucleotide messenger RNA. RefSeq names its product LOB domain-containing protein 24-like. The coding region runs from base 1 to 522 and encodes 173 amino acids. The record is from RefSeq and is a predicted model, not a curated record. NCBI's taxonomy places the organism in Eukaryota, Viridiplantae, Streptophyta, Magnoliopsida, Zingiberales, Zingiberaceae. The transcript has a single exon.